GAGAUUGAAGUCACUUUUGUUAGCACGAUUGUUCGUUAGGCUUUUAAUUAUUCAGAAAGUUUUUGUUUAUAAUUAUGUGCCGUCCCGUUUUUUAUCUUUCUCAGAUUUCGGAGAAGUAAUAAAUAAUUAUGGAAUAUUGAGUGUAACGUUGAUAGCGAAACAAGCAAAUCACGUCCGGAGACCUUUGCUUGGAAUUGGAUUGGAAAGUAAAGUUGAAAGUUGAAGUUUUGAACGUCUGAAGAUUGAAGCCCAGAACUCAAAGAUGGAAGAAAAUAGAUUGUGUUCAGUAUGUUUGCAGAAGGGUACUCAGAGUAAACUACGGUUGUUUCAAAUAAAUUUUGAAGAAGCUGUGUUUCUCUGUGAAAACAAGAAUUGUUAUGACUUAUUCCCAUCAGACCUAACUACUGCUUUUGUUCGUCGUCAUGUGUCCGAAAUCACAGUUAUGGAUAGUCAUAAAAAGAAAAAAUCUUCAAAGUCCAAAUGUAGACAAGAAUUGGCUGUUACUGGUGAACCUCUAUGUGAAUUGAGUACUGACUCCACUCUGUUUACUAGUAGUAAGGAUAUACUUCAGGAUUUCUUGGAGAGCUUGGAGAAUUACAACUUCAACGCGAAAAACCAAAUUGAAGACAUUAAUACACUGGCCCAAAAUGACAGCUCGGAGUGUUGUUUGUUAGAUAGUUUAGAGGAAUGCUCUAAUAUAGGUCUUUCCUUAGUUCCUGAUCAUAGUGAAACAAUUGAACAGAAUCAGCUUUAUUCUCAGUUAACUCAUGAGAAAGAUUGGGCCAAAAUGGAAGCUUGGAAACAAGAAAAAGGUGAAGUUUCUUAUUCUGUCUCUGACAGUAUAAAUACUCAUUUGGUAACAAGCCAAGAGUCUCCUGUAGGUUCUGGAAAGUCAGUGAUGCCAAAUGGAAUUGUUGGAGAUCAAGUUCAAGAUUCAACUAAUGUUUCUUUGACUUCAGUAGAUGCAAACAAAAUGAGUUCACAACUUGUUAAUUCUUUGCCUGUUGAAGAGAAGACUGUGAAUGUCACGUCGUUUACCCCAUCUGUGGCGUUGAGUAAACAAAACAGGACUUUAAUUACAGAGUCAUGUGACUCUGACCUGAGAUUAAAAGAUGGGUAUGAUGGAACUACUACAUCGGUUAAGUUAGAUGCUGGUAAUCAGAAUUUGGAUGAGAAAGAGAAUUUUAUGGGACAAGAUAAUACAAGCUCUGAUUAUUUUACCUUACAGGAAGAUUUUCAGCCCAGAACGGAUUUAUUAGAAGUGUCCAAGGAAAUUGAAGAAGUAAUACUUAAAGAAAGUGCUAAUACAGGAGUUUUAACACAGCAAGAAAUAUGCAAGUCGAUGAGAUUUUAUCCCUUGUGGAAAAAUGUUGAUACUUUAAGUUGGUUGGAUGCUGCACUGUCUCUAAUAGUGCAUAACACAAAAUUACCUCACUAUUUUUCAAGAAGUUUAAGUUCUCGCAAAUCGAUUGUGGAGACUGUUUAUCAAUCUUAUCACUCUGUGGUAGAUUUGUUGAAUGGUCACAGGGAACAUACUGUAGAUAUUAGGUGGAACAACAGGAAAGCAAAGUUUAUCUCGGAGAGCAUGGCGAGUCUACAAAAAGAAGCUUUCAAGUAUCUGAAGAAUAAGCUGCACUCUGAGCGAGGACAGGAAGAUAGUCCCUUCUUUGCUUUAAUGUUGUUGUUAAAUGAAGACGAGUCUCUCAAAGAGGCCUUUUUAACGAAUUACUGUUGGGAAUUCAAGUGCGAGAGCUGUGAUCAUCAUAAAGUUGACAGAUUCCAGAAGACUAUUCUUACAGUUCCAAGGGUGCAGUCAGACUUUACAGUGACCAGUUGCUACCUUUUACAGCCAUGUUUAAACUGUGGAGCUGUUGAUCAGAGGAGAUAUCUUCGGAUUCAAAGUCUCUCUGAGUGUAUUGCUGUGCAUUUUGUUGAGGGUCUACUAACAAGCAGCAUCAGUAGUUACGACUUUGUACACCAGAGUGUUCAGUACAGGGUGAAAGGAGUCAUUCAGUACAAGACAAACUGUAGUCCAAAACAUUUUGUGGCUUGGAUCCGAAAUCAUGCAGAAAGCACCUGGCUAUGUUGUGAUGAUCUCCAAGGUUCUGAGGUUUCCUUCCAGGAAGAGGACCCUCAAAUAUUGGCUUCAGAAAUGCACAUUUUAGUGUGGGAAAGAGAGGAAAGUGAUGUGGUGAUGCAUGAAUAUCUUGAUCCAGGCAAAACUUUGACAAAGGACUUUAACAUUUCACGGUUGUCACCAGGUGCUCCAUCUGUUCAUUUAAUUCAAAAUGUAGUGUCGCAUCCCUCUUCAAUACAAGUUUCAGGAAGUGCCUUACCGAAAGGAACAUCUUUUGUUUCAAGAACUGUUCCACCUGACAGUACAGUUACAUCUGCCAAGCAUCAGAAAAGCAUUGACUCGUUAGCAGUCUGCAGUAAAGUUCAAGCUACACUUGUGACUUCAGACAAAACAUUUCCCAGGAAAUGUUUGACUGUAUCUCCUUCAGUGACUCUUUCAUGUAAUGACUGUCUAAAGCCGCAUCUAUCAGCUGAUUUAAAAAGUCAGAGCACAAUACCAGUUGUACAACAUGAUAGAUUAUCUUUUGAGCCAAUGUUUGAGACAAUUCCAGGUGUAAAUCCUCCAAAUAUGACAUCUUUUGUGAAUUCUCUGGUUACAUCAAAAUCUAGUGCUCAACCUACAGUCAUGACAACAUCUACUGUGAAUCCUAUUCUAUUGACAUCUGGUGAUCAGCCUUCAAUCAUGACAACAGCUACUGUGACUCCUACAGUACUGACAUCUGGCAUUCAGCCUAAGGUCAUGACACAUUCUGAUGUGAAUCAUACACUACUGGUAUCUGGUGUUCAACCUUCAGUUAUGACAAGAUCUUCUGUGAAUCCUACACUACUGAAAUCUGGUGUUCAGCCUAUGAUCAUGACAACAUCUGCUGUGAAUCCUACACUACUGACAUCUGGUGUUCAGCCUAAGAUCAGGACAACAUCUGCUGUGAAUCCCACACUACUGACAUGUGGUGUUCAGCCUAUGGUCAUGGCAACAUCUGCUAUGAAUCCUACACUACUGACAUCUGGUGUUCAGUCUAUGGUCGUGACAACAUCUGCUGUGAAUCCCACACUACUGACAUCUGGUGUUCAGCCGACAUUCAUGACAUCAUAUAUGAAUUCUACACUACUGACAUCUGGUGUUCAACCUACAAUCAUGACAACAUCUACUAUGAGUCCUACACUACUGACAUCUGGUGAUCAGCCUUCAAUCAUGACAAUAUCUACUGUGAAUCCUACACUGCUGACAUGUGGUGUUCAGCCUAUGAUCAUGGCAACAUCUGCUAUGAAUCGUAUACUACUGACAUGUGGUGUUCAGCCUUCAAUCAUGACAACAUCUACUGUAAAUUCUACAGUACUGACAUCUGGUGUUCAGCCUAUGGUCACCACAACAUCUGCUGUAAAUCCUACACUACUGACUUGUGGUGUUCAGCCUUCAAUCAUGACAUCUACUGUAAAUCCUACACUACUGACAUCUGGUGUUCAUCCUAAGGUUAUGACAGAAUCUACUGUGAUCCCUACAGCACUGACAUCUGGUGUUCAGCCUAUGGUCAUGACAACAUCUGCUGUGAAUCCCACACUACUGACAUCUGGUGUUCAGCCUUCAGUCAUGACAACAUCUACUGUGAUCCCUACAGUACAGUCAUCUGGUGUUCAACCUAUGGUCAUGACAACAUCUUCUGUAAAUCCUACACCAUUGAAAACUGGUGUUCAGUCUAUGGUCGUGACAACAUCUGCUGUAAAUCCUACACUGUUGAAAUCUGGUGUUCAGUCUAUGGUCGUGACAACAUCUGCUGUAAAUCCUACACUACUGACAUCUGGUGUUCAGCCUAUGAUCAUGACAACAUCUUCUGUAAAUCCUACACCAUUGAAAACUGGUGUUCAGUCUAUGGUCGUGACAACAUCUGCUGUGAAUCCCACACUACUGACAUCUGGUGUUCAGCCGACAUUCAUGACAUCAUCUAUGAAUUCUACACUACUGACAUCUGGUGUUCAGCCUAUGAUCAUGGCAACAUCUGCUGUGAAUCCUACACUACUGACAUCUGGUGUUCAGCCUAUGAUCAUGACAACAUCUACUGUAAAUCCUACACUACUGACAUCUGGUUUUCAGCCGACAUUCAUGACAUCAUCUAUGAAUCCUACACUACUGACAUCUGGUGUUCAGCCUUCAGUCAUGACAACAUCUACUGUGAAUCCUACACUACUGACAUCUGGUGUUCAGCCUACAACCAUUACAGCAUCUACCAUGAACCCUACAGUUAUGAAGACAGCUAGAGCAGGACCUACAUGUAUGACAUCUUGUAUGAAUCAUACUGCUGUGUCAGAAUUAUCUAGUUUGGUGUCUGCCAGCAUGAGUGCAAAAGGAUGUGCUUCUGACCUUACCCAUGAUGUAACUAUUCCAUCAACGGACUGUGGCAGUAAGUGGACAGCCAUAUACAUCAUGACCGGAGAUGAUGAUCAAGAACCUCAGCUACAUCUGUUGACUACAGUACCAGCUGAUACUAGUUCUGCUAAGGCCUUACUCGAGAGUACAGGCCUAGUUUCUAGUGAUAAAUCUGUUGGUCAACCAUAUUUUUCUGAUGUUAACUGUGACAGAAUUAGCCAGCAACUAGUAGCGAGUCAGGCUGACAGGCUUGCAUCUACAUGUAGUCGGUCUUUUCUCCAAAACCGGUUGCUGAAAAGAAAAAAAACUGAAAAAAGAAUGCUUAAUACAAAACUAGCUCAGAAAAGGAAUUCUCAUGAUACAGAAUACUUCAACAACCCUGGAAUUUCUCUAGACUUUGAUGAAAACAUAGUCCCAUUAGGUGACAACCUUAAGCCUUGGAAGACAAAGAAACUACAAAAAGUAUCAGAAGGAUCUCAGAAGACAGUAAAGCAAUUUGAACAAUUAGAAGUAACAAGAAAAGAAAACAUACUUCCCACUCAGUCUGUUCCAUCAAGUUUAGCAGAGUAUGCGGCUAUAUUGGGUUCUGUACCUAGUCCAAGUGACAGAUCCACAGCAUCAGAUGGAGAGGUCAGUCUCUUGAGCUCAUCGGGAAUAUUUGAUUGUGGCUCAACAGAUGUCAGUUCUUCAGAGAGUGGAAGCAAGAAAACAUCUUUAUCAAAACAAUUUUUUGUGAAGCAAAUUAAAACUUUGGUGAAAGGAAAGUGUAGAAGCAGUGGUUAUGAAGGUUACAAGCCCAAAUUAACCCCAGUAAGAACUUCCCCUACUAGUCGCAAGAGGAAGACGAAUUCCACAGCAUUGUUUAAUGAAGUACGCUCAAAAUGUUUAAAAAGUAAUGAAAUAGCACAAGAUGAAGGUAGUCAUUUGGUAAAUAAAAUCAAGCAGAAUUCUAUUUGGAGUGAUAAUAUAAUAACAGAACUGUUUGGUUAGAUUUUACGGUUUUGUCCUGGUCAGAUCUGUUCCAGUUAGAAAUUCAUGGCUAUAUAUACAUUGUGCAAAUAUUUUCACGACUAUGUCACUCCCAAAUCUGUAAUACGUUUGGAUCAUCAUGUUUUCAAAGUUAAAAACUUGUGUGUGUAUAUUAAUAGUUUAUUCUGUUGUCAAUUAUUUCCACUUUUCUAUGAAAAACAUCCAUAAUUUUUAUACUGAUUGAGCUACAGAAGUCUGUGAUACUAGUACAAACCAGCAAUAAUAUCUGUUUAAAUUACGUUUUAUUUCUAGUA
Molecule: messenger RNA, 5721 nt
Organism: Limulus polyphemus (Atlantic horseshoe crab)
Lineage: Eukaryota; Metazoa; Arthropoda; Merostomata; Xiphosura; Limulidae
Product: host cell factor 1-like
Exons: 7
Coding region: 263-5428 (1721 amino acids)
Biological process (GO): Cajal body organization; protein desumoylation
Cellular component (GO): Cajal body
Molecular function (GO): SUMO binding
Source: RefSeq, a predicted model, not a curated record